Neurospora crassa OR74A is the source of this 2091-nucleotide messenger RNA. RefSeq lists its product as hypothetical. The transcript has 3 exons. Lineage: Eukaryota; Fungi; Ascomycota; Sordariomycetes; Sordariales; Sordariaceae. Bases 673 to 1989 code for a protein of 438 amino acids. The record is from RefSeq and is a predicted model, not a curated record.
UACUGAUGCACUUCGCCCAGCAGACAUUGAUGUUGCGAAUCAACUCCCUUGGGCAGAUCCCGGAUACUUUAUGGGCUGAAAGGUUUCCUGGAUGCGGCUUUGGCGGCAACAGGCAGCGAAGCAAAACGGAUGGAAUGGGUUGCCGAAAUUCUCUACCGCCAACCACAGUCAGCAAGAUGGCAGCGGCACAAGAUUGGCAAAGAUAAAGAUACUUAUCUGACCGGCGCAAACUUCCCGAGAAUCUAGCCGUCCUGCCCUCCUAGACCCUGGGACCGUUUCCAGCUUUGCGGUGGACGCCGUCGGGUGGCACAGCACACUGCCUGGUUGCACAAGAUGGCUUACGGCACAAAGCUACCGUUGCCUUAUCCGAUCUGCCUUGGACGAGGCACAUGUUGGCUGUCGUCCAUGUUGACGGCCCAUUAUCCCAAUUUAGAUAUUUGUCAAUUCUCAACUGCAAGAAGAUGCCUUCAACCUACCCCCAGCGAUUCGAGAUUCCACGGAAUUGUGGCCGGUAUAAGAAUGCUUGUAUAUUCUCUCACCAACGCUGUAUUCCCUUCCCUCUCCAGACUUUAUCUCGUCGUACAUCAAACAUAAAGACCGUGCCUUUUUGUGUCCAUUCGCCGCGGCACCACAAACCACAUUGACAGCUCUUAGUCUAUAACACCCAUCAACAUGACCACAGACGCCUUCCAAGAGGAUACCAACCCGGAAUCAAUACCCGCGUCUCCAACUGCAGACGAUAUCAUUGCAGCAUUUCUCGCAAGGCAAGACGACAUAGUCAUGUACGGGCAGUGUCAGGAAGACUACUCAAGUCCCUCUCUGGAUGAAGACCCCCGAGGCCAGCAGGAGCGCCUCUUCACCCCCAGCAACACAUUCAACAAUGCCCUACUGAGUCCGCCUUUGAUGUCUUUGGCAGGUUUCCAACAAGACUUCCAGCUCCCAUCUCCUCCACAAUCCCGUUCCGCAAGUCCAUCAGGGAGCGAUGAACCUGCGUCUCAACAUCGUCGCACAUCCUCCUACCCAAGAAAGACAGGCAGAAACGGCGGAACUCAUGUUAGGAGACACACCACAUUGAGUACGAGUUCAAAGGGGUACAUGGCGCAUACUCCCAUGGUCCCACGCAAAGCGGAGGAUUGGGAGCCUUGGAAAAACGUCAUCCACCAAUUGUACAUUGUGCAAAACCACAUCCUCAAGGACAUCAUCGUCAUCAUGGAAAAUACCUACCACUUCAAAGCAACACCAAAGAUGUACAAAAACCAAUUCGCUAGAUGGAACUUCUUCAAGUAUGCCAUCAAGCGAAGAUCACGCUCGGGAACGGACACGUGCUCUGGCUCGGAUGCUUCUGAAAGCACAGAGCAACCUUGGAUGAUCGAUCAAAACCACAAGCCUGAAGACAUGCAAGCCGACACUCCUAUCUUUCACAACGAUUCUGACAGCCACAUUAGCGCAUACCCGUCUCACUACCUUGAUGACGGUCUCUCUGCGUCCCAAAAGUCAUCCUAUCGCUUUCCGUUUCCUCAGGAGGAGCUGGUCCCUUUUUGUCUCGAUUCAGAGUCCUCUUCAUUGGCUCAACAAAUGAUCAUGACCGACCUCGAAGGCAAGGACUUGGCAACCAAAUGGAACAGAGGUGACUUUGGUCCUGACUUUGCUCACCGCUUACAUAGCCUAUACAACAAGGCCUCAGCCAUGUCAGACUCGAGUCAAUCCUCGAAAAAGGUUUCAAAAGCAAUCCAACGUAUCUACUGUGGCUGGAUGAGCGACUAUUACGAGUCUACACAACAAUGGUCAGAAGUGUUUGAGUGGAAGAAGAGGGGGUUGUCCAUGACUUCGAACCAGCAGUAUGUGGCCUGCUCGAUGCGCUUGGAGGAGAUGAUGCGAGAUCAUGGGUCACCGGAAGAGGCUGAAGAGUUGAGAAGGGCAAGGAUAGAUAUCGGGUGGUUGAUGAGCGGUGUGUUGCCGGGAUUGUUUGAAUGUCUUGUAGCGAGAUGAAGGAGGUUUUGGGCUCUGGUAUCUGAGUGGAUAGACUAUAUCGUAGCAACUUGUGAAGAAACAAUUCCCCACAAGUCAUCAUCCAGUUUUCAUUAAUCUCAG